Molecule: messenger RNA, 1615 nt
Organism: Lagopus leucura (white-tailed ptarmigan)
Lineage: Eukaryota; Metazoa; Chordata; Aves; Galliformes; Phasianidae
Gene: SPIC
Product: Spi-C transcription factor
Exons: 6
Coding region: 83-829 (248 amino acids)
Biological process (GO): cell differentiation; regulation of transcription by RNA polymerase II
Cellular component (GO): nucleus
Molecular function (GO): sequence-specific DNA binding; DNA-binding transcription factor activity, RNA polymerase II-specific
Source: RefSeq, a predicted model, not a curated record
CUUUCAUUUAUUUAUGAAAACAGAGAUUCUUGUGUUGUGUGUAGAGCUGAAAUUCUAGGAUUCAAGUUUUGAUAUCUAAAUAAUGAGUUUUUCUGAUCAAGACAUACUGGGUCAGGCUUUUGAAGAUGCACUAGAAGUACUGCAGCAGCACUCCGACAGAGAAAUGCAGUACUCACAAGGUUACAAAAAUUGCCUGACUGUGAUCAACCAUCAUCCCCACCUCCGAGCAAGUCCCAGCUAUUCUGCAGUACCCUCUACAGAGGACCCAGGAUAUAGCUGGAGAACUGUGAUAAACAGUGCAGCAGAUUUUUAUGCAGAUGAUUCUGUCUACCAUACACUGCAGAAUACUCCAGAAAGCCAAGUGAUGCAUGCUGCUGCUGUCCAGCCUAAAGCAGGGAAAGGUAGAAAAAAACUUCGUCUGUUUGAGUACCUUCACGAGUCUCUGUAUGAUCCAGCCAUGGCAAACUGCAUCCAAUGGGUGGAUAAGCCCAAUGGUGUCUUCCAGUUUGUCUCCAAAAACAAGGAGAAACUUGCAGAGCUGUGGGGAGAAAGAAAGGGAAACCGCAAGAUCAUGACAUAUCAGAAAAUGGCCAGAGCACUGAGGAAUUAUGGAAGAACAGGUGAAAUUAUUAAAAUUCGAAGGAAGCUGACAUACCAGUUCAGUGCUGUUGUUUUACAAAGACUUGCUCCGUCCUACUUCUUGGGAAAAGAAACUGUUUAUCAUCCAUACAUUCAGCCUAAUCAAGAAUAUCAAUGUGCAGAUGACUGGACCAAUUACAACAAUUACAUGUAUAACAAUGGUUAUGCAUUACAGCAUGCUAACAGCUAGACAUCACAUAAACAGCUCAUAAUAUUUUCCAGCACAGGAACUCUUCUCUAUACAUAGCUUUUCCUAUAUUAUAUCAUGCAAAUACAUGAAGAGGGCUUAAAAAAUGAUCUUAACCUACUUUGUUCCUUUUGAAGUUACCAACAAAUAGUUACUGAAUAUCGAAGGAAAACAGCAGCUGUAGGGCAGGUUCUGUUCUCUGUGGCAUUAAUCAAAGGAAGUACAUCAAAUUAAAGCUGGUAUAUCCAAGAUAGGGAUCAAACUUGUCUGCAGUCUGGAUCAAAGAUCCUAUCCUGAUAAUGUUCAUUCAUUUCAUCGGAAGUUCUGUGCAUAUCCCCAACUUUCCAAUCAGAAUGCAGAUACUGUUGUACCAUAGCUCACAAUUGGGUGCAUGUGAAUUAGAAAGGGAAGAGGUUUGGCAGCUGUGCUAAGCUACUGUCUGCUUUUUCAUCAAUGCUUUUUAUUAAGAGAUGAUUUCUGAGUGAAUCCCUGGCUGAACUACAGAGUCCACAUGAAGGUGCACCUGUUGGCCAAGUUAUUAAUCCUUAAUCACUUAUAUUAACAUAUUUUAGCACAGAUCUUGACACAUGGUAUUAGGAUCACCAGGUGUGCAUUUCACUGUUGGCAGGGGAUUAUUUGAGAAAGAGACCAUACCACGACGGAGUUAGCAAAGGAUUAUGCUUUUUAUGAAGAUAUUUACAGUUCUCCCCCACUAAUAUGAGAAGUCAUACUUUUAUCCACCAUACUUUUGCUCUAUACUCAGCUGAUGAACCCAGCUUCGUUAUUUAC